Lolium rigidum is the source of this 2654-nucleotide messenger RNA. RefSeq names its product transcription factor PHYTOCHROME INTERACTING FACTOR-LIKE 13-like. The transcript has 10 exons. Gene Ontology annotation, molecular function: protein dimerization activity. Gene Ontology annotation, cellular component: nucleus. Lineage: Eukaryota; Viridiplantae; Streptophyta; Magnoliopsida; Poales; Poaceae. The record is from RefSeq and is a predicted model, not a curated record. The coding region runs from base 485 to 1738 and encodes 417 amino acids.
UCCACCAUCCAAACUUGCGAAAAAUCGCGGUACCCGCCGUUCCCCAUUUCUCCCGUCCCGUUCCCAACCAGAAAAAUCCAAGCCAAAUCGCCCACGGGUCCUGCUCUUCUUCUCUUCUCUCCGGGAGAGGGAGAGAGAGAGCCAAGUACACACUACAUACAUAUACCUGCACUGCCAAAGCUGCUUCGGUCUGCGGAGUGCGGCAGAGCAGAGCAAGACUUGUCACUUCACUUCUCUCGCUUUUUCAUCACGCCGGGCUUGAUCGAAUCGAAUAAACAGUACUGCUGCUGAGAGGUCAGCUCUUGAUCGAGUGGAAUAAAUUGAUGCGCCCCGUGGGCGGGCUGUAGCUGUAGCUGUAGCAGGUCUGCUGGAGGCUGGAGCUAGAAGAAAGAGAAGGGUAGCUUAAGCGCAGCUAGGCUUGUUGCUGCUUCCCCCCUUUUCUGUUCAAUCCAGGUUGUGGAUUUUUUCCUCCAAGAAUCGUUGCAUGGACGGCAAUGGGAGAUCGGCGGCGUACCAGAAGAAGCCUCUCAGCGCGGAAACCGAUCUCGUGGAGCUGCUAUGGCACAACGGCGGGGUUGUGGCGCAGCCGCAGACGCACCCGAGGCCGGCGGCGAACCCCUGCGACGGCCAGAGCGCCAGCGGCCUCACCGGCGAGGAGACGGCCGCGUGGUUCGGCGACGUCGACGGGCUGGAGAACGAGAUGUACGCGCAGCUCUGGCACAGCAUUGCGGACGGACCCGCCCCGCUCCCGUGCCCUCCGCCGCCGCCGCCGCACCAGGCGGCGAGGCCGCCGAUGAGGAGCGGCAUCGGCUCCAGCUGGACGGGCGGCGGCGGCGACAUCGGUUCGACCUUCUGCGGCAGCAGCCAGGUCCCGGAGGUGCCGGCGGAGGGCAGGGAGGAAGGGAGCGCCGCGCUGCCGUCCGAGGGCACGCGCGGGACGAGCACGCGCGACUGCACCGCCACCUAUACCGGCACCGGCACGUCGUCAUCCGGUGGGUCAGGGAGCAACUUUGGGGGCUCCGGCUUGCCGAGCGAGAGCGGCCAUGCCCACAAGAGGAAGGGGAGGGGUAGAGACGAGUCUGCCAGCCGCAGCGAGGAUGUUGAGUAUGAAGCGACUGAAGAGACGAAAUCAUCUAGGCGACACGGGUCGAAGCGGAGGAGCAGGGCAGCUGAAGUUCACAACCAGUCAGAGAGAAGAAGAAGAGACCGGAUCAAUGAAAAGAUGCGCUCAUUACAAGAACUCAUACCCCACUGCAACAAGGCCGACAAAGCAUCAAUACUAGACGAGGCAAUCGAGUACUUGAAGUCCCUCCAAAUGCAAGUUCAGAUUAUGUGGAUGACUACAGGGAUGGCGCCAAUGAUGUUUGCUGGUGCUCACCAGUUCAUGCCACCGAUGGCUGUGGAAAUGAAUUCGGCAUGCAUGCCUGCGGCACAGGGUCUAAAUCAGAUGGCAAGAGUUCCAUACAUGAACCAUUCCAUGUCAAGUCACAUCCCUAUGAACUCAUCUGGAGCAAUGAACCCUAUGUAUGUUGCAAACCAGAUGCAAAACAUUCACCUGAGGGAGGCAAGUAAUCACUUCCUUCACCCAGAUGGUGGACAAGCAGCAGCGCCUCAGGUAGCAGGACCAUAUGCUUAUGCACCACAUGUAGCACCACAAAACGGCAUACCGGAAGUCCCAGAUAGUACUGUUGUGCCAACUUGUGGGCCUGGACAACCACCUACCUCUGAUGGAAGUUAGAAUGACCGUAAUCUUGGUAUGGGACUGCGUCGACCUGCACAGGAGCCGUCUUUCUGGAAUUAGCUGAAAAUACUAACAUGAUAAGCAGAUAGCAUCCACAUUUCUGUUGUAUGUCUCGAUCAAUACGUGUCUGGCAUAAAUUGCAGAAGUAUUUCUAAAUUAAGAUAGCAUUUUUCUUUGAUGUCGGAAAUAUGGGUCAGUAUGCGUCUAGCUCCAAUUCCAUGUGUAUGCACUAACCAUAAUAAUAUUGAAUUGCAGCUACUCAAAUAGUGCUAUAGCAACCUUUACCUUUACCUUUACCCUUCCUUUUCUUUUAUUACUACUGUCUUUGAAACGUCUGGUUUAUUCGAGAGAAAAGGAGGAAAAAAUGAAAGGGUUUUGCUUGUUGUCAAAUGGCCAACAUCCAACCAACCAGACCCGAGGGGAAGGAACAGAACAAGUCAAAGCAUUAUGUCCUACAGAAGCUGAUUCGAUAGCAAGCCUUACUCUUCUCUAAAUCCAAGAUUUGGUCUGCAGGAGAAGAACUUGCCGGGCAGGACAUGGAGCUGUCCGCCUCACGGUGUCCGCCUGCUGCGUGCACGUACAGUCACUCCGAUGUAUGCUCAUCGACAAAGUUUUUGGCAUCGCUGCUCUUGUGGCUCACAGCAGCUGGAUUAAAGUCUGGGAAUUCCGUGUGGAGCCCUGGGUUUGCAAUGCAAAUGCCGGCGUCUCUCUCAGGCUCAGCUGCAGGUGUAGAACAAGAGUUGUGGUUAUCUUCUUCUUUCGCCUGAUGUUUACAGCACCCCCCAAGUGCACGUUACUGUUGCUGCAUGGUCCUCCGGUCUAGAGAUGCUGCUGGCCAUGGGAUCACAUCCCCUGAGCUUUCAUGUGUACUGCAACUGGGAAAAAUACUGGAUGCCCUUGAACUUGUUGCUCA